Messenger RNA from Erythranthe guttata (spotted monkey flower), 1996 nucleotides. NCBI's taxonomy places the organism in Eukaryota, Viridiplantae, Streptophyta, Magnoliopsida, Lamiales, Phrymaceae. The record is from RefSeq and is a predicted model, not a curated record.
AAAACCAGAUAUUCAUUUUUGCUCUAAGUUCAAGAAACCAUAGGGAAAAAAAUGGAGGAUGAAAAACCCAUAUCCUAUUUAACACAGCAACAGGCUGCUGAGAUUGAUGAAUUACUUGUGGGCCCUCUUUCUUUCACCAUCGAUCAACUCAUGGAAUUGGGUGGUUUAAGUGUUGCAUCUGCAAUAGCUGAGGUUUACAGACCAAACGAACACAACCUUGUACUAGUAAUAUGCGGUCCCGGAAAUAACGGCGGCCAUGGUCUCGUAGCUGCUCGCCAUUUGCACCAUUUUGGAUAUAAGCUCUUCGUUUGUUAUCCAAACCGUAAUCUUAAACCUCUUUUCACGGGCCUCGUCACUCAGCUCGAUUCGUUAUCAAUCCCCUUCCUUUCGAUCGAGAGCCUGCCUCGAGAGUACUUAAAUUUCGACAUUAUAGUGGACGCAAUAUUUAGCUUCUCUUUCCAUGGAAAUCCUAAACCACCGUUCGACAAUCUGAUCCGUAGUUUAGCGUCUUUAAGAGAACAUUAUCAAGAACGUAAAAAAUCUCGUUUCGUUGUGUCUGUGGAUAUUCCUUCUGGCUGGCAUGUCGAAGAAGGAGAUAUAACUGGCGACGGCAUUAAACCGGAUAUGCUGGUAAAAAAAAAAAUUACAGGUUUUUUUUUUUUUUUUCCUAAAUUCGCGUUGUUAGUGCACCGAAACUUUUUUCACUUAAAAUCGCUCGUGUAUAAGGUUUCCUUAACAGCUCCAAAGCUUUGUGCUAAAGCGUUUCUUGGUUCGUACCACUUUUUGGGUGGAAGAUUCAUACCUCCGUUUAUUGUGCAAAAGUAUAAGCUACGACUUCCACCGUAUAACGGCACUUCUAUGUGUGUACAAAUCGGAAAACCGCCUCGAACUAACUUAAAAGCUCGUCCGGAAAAUGUGGAAGCUGAUCCAUUUGUGCAGUUUAAGAAAUGGUUAGACGAUGCAGCGGCAGCUGGUUUGAAGGAACCAAAAGCUGUGUCGCUGUCAACUGCCACCAAAGACGGCAAACCUUCGUCUCGAGUUGUCUUGUUAAAGAAGUUUGACCGACGAGGAUUUGUCUGGUGUAGUAAUUAUGGAAGUCGAAAAGGGCGCGAAAUAUCCGAAAAUCCUCAUGCAUCACUUCUUUUCUACUGGAAUAUCUUGAAUCGCCAGGUAAGCAUCACUAAUUCCAACCCGUCGAUUUUCCUUUUAUAUAAAAAAAUACAGGGAAAUUUAAUUAAUAUUAUGCAGGUAAGAGUGGAAGGUUUUGUGCAGAAAGUUUCUAAUGAAGAAUCGGAAGAGUACUUCUGCACUCGUCCACGCGAAAUAAAGAUCGUGCCAGCUGUCAGCAAAACGAGCACCGAAAUAUCAGGAAGGGAGAUUCUCCAUCAACAAUGUAAAGAAUUGGAGGAAAAGUACCCUGAGGGAACAACGAUUCCUAGGCCGGUAAAUUGGGGAGGCUAUAGACUUGUACCCGAGAGUUUCGAGUUUUGGCAAGGAGAUGAAUCGUGUGUGCAUUUAAGGUUGUUCCUUUCUUUUCGGUUUUGUCGAAUAUAUAUAAAUUGUAAAAAUAUCCACCUUUCAUCCGCACACACACACCCACAUGGAUGUGUGUGUUUCUUUGUGUGUGGAGAUGAAUGGUGGAUGCUACAACAUGUGUACUUCACUCGGUGUUGCUCAUUGUAUAUUUCAUAUAGUUUCGAGUUAAUAUUUCUCCUAUUUUUGACAAGUUCGGUAUAUCUAUUUUCCUCAACAUUUUGUCGAGGGUGAAUAAAUAUUCAUUUUCAUUUUGAUUAUCAGGUUACGGUAUUUCAGCGAUGGAGAAAACGAGUGGAGAAUCGUUCAAUAACCGAUACAUUGUACAACCUUGAUUUUUGUAUGGGGUUUUUUGUUACUAUACUUUGUGCUCAUAUAUUUGUAAGUACAGGUGUUAGUUUUGCUAAUUUUGGUUUUAAAACAUGCAACUUAUUACAUGUAUAUUUAUCUGUUCUUUUAUAUA